Bactrocera neohumeralis is the source of this 2867-nucleotide messenger RNA. RefSeq names its product calcium-binding protein E63-1 (gene Eip63F-1). The record is from RefSeq and is a predicted model, not a curated record. The transcript has 6 exons. Lineage: Eukaryota; Metazoa; Arthropoda; Insecta; Diptera; Tephritidae. The coding region runs from base 968 to 1474 and encodes 168 amino acids. Gene Ontology annotation, molecular function: calcium ion binding; enzyme regulator activity.
UUUACGCUUCAGUGUUUGAAAGACAUCGCGUUCGACAACACGACUAAAGCGGAGCAGCAAAAUCAAAGCCUAACAAUACUGAGCUAAAUUUUCAAAAUAACUUAACUUUUUUUUCGAAAAAUUCUCUAUCUCUCUACUUAUCCCGCUAUCUGGUUAACGACAUAGUUCGACAUAGCGUUUAUUAUCCAAUUUUAACAAACAGCUUUUGUCGCAUUUUCUCCCCGAUCUCACAAAACGGUGCUAAUUCAAACGUAACGGUUAUGCUAACACAACAUAGUGAUGCAAUAAAAGCAAUAAUAACAACACGAUAAAGUGUGGCGAAAAAUUAACUGAAACAAAAGUGACUCACCACUCUUUUGUAAAAAUUCAAAUGUGAAGUAUUGUGAAUUUUCAAAAUACAAAUAUUUCAACAAACGGUCGCUAAGUAAGUUCACGGUUUACUUUAGUGAAAGAUUCACAGCGACUGGCUAUUAAAAUAACCUGAGCGCCACGCCGUAGCUAACCGUCCAUUUCAGCCGAAAAGAAGAAACAUUGCAAUGAAAACAAACAAUUAGCUAAGAAACAACAAAAACAAAAAUAAAUUGACCACAAAUAAGCAGCGUAAAUUCUUUUAUGCUAAACGUAUUCAAUAAUACAAAAUCGAAAACAUUUAUAUAUACAUACAUACAUGCAUACAUGCAAAUAUUUGUAGGUGUGUAAAGAGCUAACUGUGAUUUGUUGUGUAAGGUGUGUACGAAGCAGCGCAAAACACUCAAUGUGAGUCAUAGUUUUCGCCGCUUUACCUGCACCUAUCCAACUGAAUUCCAGCACAUCCACCCCUGCUACCCAACGCUCCUUAUUCGAUUGUAUUUAGUUCAAUUCAGUUCUCGAUCAGCGUUUUGCUUGCCGGCUGUACUGCAUUCAUUCAACCCAGGUACUUGUAGUUGCCCAACCAGCUCACCACCAACCGAGUCUACACACAGGCGUAAUGGAUCAUCGAGCUAUUGCCAGUCAAGUGCGAGAUUUGCGAACUGCAUUCGAUCUCUUAGACAGAAAUCGUGAUGGGCGUGUCACAGCAAAUGAGCUGCAGUUUAUGUUGAAAAAUCUUGGCAUAAAUGUGCGAGACGAAAUCAUACACGAUCUCAUACGCGAGGCAAGCCAUUCUGGAAAUGGGUUAAUCAACGAGGCCGAAUUCCUGCAAUGGGUGGGACGCAUUCAGGCGUUACGUGAUGAACAGCAACAGCAACAACAACAGCAAGAAGAGAAUGCAAGCAAACCAGAGGAGAACGAUGAUGUCACCGAAGAUUUAAUCGCCGCAUUUAGAGUAUUUGAUCGUGACGGCAAUGGCUUCAUUACCCGCGACGAGCUGCAAACCGCCAUGGAAAUGAUUGGAGAACCCCUCUCAGAAACGCAACUCACACAAUUAUUGGCCAUAGCCGAUUUGGAUCAAGACGGCCGAAUUAAUUACGAAGAAUUUACGAGACUUUUACUUUAAAGUGAUGAACAUCCAUAAAACUGAGCAUACUUACAAAUAUUAGCGAAGCAACUACAAUGUCAACAACAAAUAUAUGCAACAGUUUAUAUACACACAUAUACAUAUAUAUUUACAACAGUGCAGCAUACUCAAGUUACAUAAGUACUAAGCAGAAAUAUGUUUAAUAUCGAACUCUUCUUGACAAAAACAAAAACUAAAUAAAAACACAAUUUUGUAAGUUUGUCAGCGUUUAUCUGCUGGACCAGAAGCAAGCUAAGCAGCAGCGGGAGGGUGGUGCAACAACAAACACACACAUACAUAUAACACAUGCAUAUGUAUAAGUAUAUGUAGGUAUGGCUGUUGGAAGGGGACCACGAAAGUCACAAAAGAUUAACAUUUUAGUUAAUAGGUUGUUAAUUUAAAGCAUUAAAUUUAUUUAUGUAUAGUUUCACACAUACAAAAAAACACCAACACACAAACAAUGAUAAACACAUAUACAUACCUAUAGUUAGUUUAAGUUAAUUUUUAAUUGUAAUAAAAACAGUACAGUAAUGUGAAAGUGAAUAGAAGCGUUUUGUAAAGAACUUAAGAUUUUGACAUUUUCUUAUAAAAUUAUGAAUAUGAAAUUUAAUUAAAAUAUAACAAUUUAAAAAGUAAUGAAAUUAUUCAAUUAUAAAGUCUAAAUUAAUUGCAUGGAAUUUUUCAGAUUCGUAAGAAAUAUAGAAAAACAAAAUAAUUCGUAUAAGUCUGAGCGCGAGAGUGAUAAAUUUUUGUGUUAAGGGUGCUGCAAAAUAAAUGUUUCAAAAUUCAGCUAUGUGAGAGCUAAAAAAUGUGUAUUUGAAAACAAAAACAAAAAACUGUUCAGAUGAUGAUUUAUGUACCGAUGCAAGCUAAAAUAAAUAAGAAAUAUAUAUGCAACAAAAUGUAAUGCAAUUUGCAACAAAAUUAAUUAAUAUUUACAAGAAAAACUAAAAAACUUAAAUUUUCCAUAUUGUCUUACCACAAAACCAAAAAAAAAAAAAAACAAAAAAAACACCUGAAUUAAAUUUUAAAACUCUUACUAUUCUUAAUUAUCCGUUUUCUAAAGCUCUAUAACUCACAUUUGUGUGUGUAUGUACAUAUAUGCAUAUGUGUACAUACAUACAUACAAGUUAUAUGUAUACAUACGUAUUCGUAUGUUAUCUAAUAUGUGCAUUAUUACUUAGCUUUGUUCGAAACAAACUUAAUUAUAUGCAUACAAAUAAAUAUACAAGCAUAAACAUACUUAAUCCAUACAUACAUACAUACAAAUAUGUUAUGUAUUUUGGAAAUGGCAUAGAAAUUAAAAAAAGAAAAGAAUAUUUUGUAAAGUUAUUUGAAUAAAUAAAAAGAUAAAUAAAAUUAAUUGUUGAUUAUAAACCAACAGAUCAAUUUA